Molecule: messenger RNA, 518 nt
Organism: Microcebus murinus (gray mouse lemur)
Lineage: Eukaryota; Metazoa; Chordata; Mammalia; Primates; Cheirogaleidae
Source: RefSeq, a predicted model, not a curated record
GAGGACUCUGAGCACACCGGUUGGUUCAGGAUACGACUCUGACUCUGGCCUACCUGGACGCCCUGACGCAGAUGACCAGCUUCCUGGGCGAGCGGCCCAUGCCCUUGCCAUGCGAGGUUCCCCACAAACUAGACCUUGUAGCCUCCAUGGUGGAGCUGAUCAGGGACGAGCCACUGGGCCGCAUCUCCAGCCCCAUCCGGCAGAAGGCCAUGGCCAUCAUCGCCGACGUCAGGAAUCUCAGGCCGGUCUUGGACGCAGACAGCAGAGAAGAGCUCCUCGUCACGUGCUGCGAGAGUGUGCUCUGCCUGCCCGCCUCCGAGGGCCUGGCCGAGGAGGUGUCCGAUCCCAGCGAGGGCCGGGCUAACGUGGGCCUGUUCAGCAUGACCAUGCAGUCUCUCCGGAGUCUCCUGGAGGCAUUGGUCACGGAGAAGCCCACUGAGAUCCAGUCCUGCUUGGAGGUGAGUGAGGAGGAACCCUUGAAAGUUGGUGUGUUUGUUUCCUAGGACUCCCGUAAAAUG